AUGGCAGAACUACUCCCUUUACAGUAUUCUUCCGUUCCUCACGACCAAAAGACACCACAAGCUACAAACAGUGGCACUGCUACCACCACAACACCGAUUGCCAAAAGCAUUACUGAGAUGCCGAGAAACUCAAGAGCGUCAUCAGACGCCUCAGGACACCCUGAGAGCACCCCGACCUCACCCAGUCUGAGCCGAAGGAGCACCGAGUCGACUCACCUAGAACGGCGCAAUUCAAGACUCGGCGGCGUAAUGGACCAUAUUAGAGAAAGUCUCUCUCAAGAACAAGAACGACUCUUUGGGCCCCGUAAGUCGGCUCAGCAACACCGCCAAUACCAAGCCAAGGUGGGUGAGCACCUGGAACACCUACGCGAGCAAGACAAAGCCGACCGAGCUCGUGCUGAGGAGGAGAUGAUAUGGGAAGAUAACAACAAUGGUGCCAGCCCGGCCGUACAAGCCCGUAAGUUCUUCGAUUUGAACGAGAAUUCUAUGGGCGCUGAUUCCGAGGAAGUACGGCAAAGACAGUGGAGUUGGGGUUGGCCAGGACUCGGAAACUACCCUGAUGCAGCAAAGGAUGCUCCAAAGCCUCGACAAUUGAGCCAUUCUACGACACACAGCCCGGAUCUGGAACACAAGUUGGAAGAAGCAACUUACGAGGCCAUCGACAGUGCAGCUGAGUCCGAGAGCUUUGGCUGGCCUGGGCUCGGUGACUUCCCAGCCUCCAAGAAACCAUGA
Molecule: messenger RNA, 732 nt
Organism: Exophiala spinifera
Lineage: Eukaryota; Fungi; Ascomycota; Eurotiomycetes; Chaetothyriales; Herpotrichiellaceae
Exons: 1
Coding region: 1-732 (243 amino acids)
Source: RefSeq, a predicted model, not a curated record